This is a messenger RNA of Betta splendens (Siamese fighting fish), 7169 nucleotides long. RefSeq names its product adhesion G protein-coupled receptor B1a (gene adgrb1a). Lineage: Eukaryota; Metazoa; Chordata; Actinopteri; Anabantiformes; Osphronemidae. Gene Ontology annotation, cellular component: dendrite; plasma membrane; postsynaptic density. Gene Ontology annotation, biological process: adenylate cyclase-activating G protein-coupled receptor signaling pathway; engulfment of apoptotic cell; negative regulation of angiogenesis. The coding region runs from base 761 to 5590 and encodes 1609 amino acids. Gene Ontology annotation, molecular function: G protein-coupled receptor activity. The record is from RefSeq and is a predicted model, not a curated record. The transcript has 33 exons.
UCUGGCUGUUGCUGCGCGCGGACACACAGACAGACAAGGACGCUCCAGAGCCUCGAGCUGGGGGGACGGACGGCGGUUCCACGCGCGCUACCGCUCCGUGAAACGUUCACAGCCACCUGGAAGAGACGGUGGAAGCUAAAGACUCGGAGGAUUUUGGACUUGGAGAAGAACUUUAUAACAUAACGCGAUCUUUGUGGAAUAACAAACACAGAAACAAACUGAAAUUGGAUUUCCCGUGCUGAAAUUAAAGAGGGGCGUCUUAUGUUGGAACUACAGAGUCCGUGAAUACACUGGGGGAUUUUCUGAAUUCAUAUUACGCACUGAAAACACAGUCGGAACUAACGGACAUCCACAACUCCUUUGUGGUUGUUUCUCACUCCUUUAUCGCAAUAACGUUACACUGUUUUUGCUCGAAAUCCUCUCCAACAAUAAUGCGUUUUGUGGACUUAUCCUAGGACUUAUCGCCAAGCUUUUGGAUUUGGGAACUGUUAACGCACGGACCUCAGACUACUGACAAUAUGCAUCCAAAGGACUUGUAACUUACUUAAGAGGUUCCUGUGAAUCUCGGAGUCGACUAAUGCAGCCAUGGACCAAUCGCUGGAUCUUUGAGCACAACUUUCCUCCCACACCUCCGCCACUACAUGUUUUUACUCCUCCCCUUUCUCCACCACAUCUUCUUCCUUUGCCUCAAACAGCUGUAAGUUAAGUCCUCCAGAAACUAAAUUACUUUUAUCUCCUCCUUACCUCUACCUACAAAACCAUGACAAGCAUUGUUUCUUGGAUUCCUGGCCAUGCGAGGUGGCCUUUCCCAGGGCUACUCUUUUAUUUUGUUCCCUUGUUGCUAAUGGAGAGUUGGUGUCAGGCAGCCCCUUCAGGCCCAGAGUCAGAUUCUUGCUCCACUUUAGUCCAGAACCGCUUCUUUGGCUUCUUCCUAUCAUCUUCAGUGUUCCCCACAGUGCCUUGCUCCUGGACCCUCCAGAAUCCCGAUCCGCGGCGCUACACUAUCUUCAUUAAGGUGUCCAAACCUACAGAGAACUGUGUGCCCACACAGCUGCGCACUUUCCAGUAUGACUCCUUCCUAGAAACCACCCGCACCUACCUGGGCAUGGAAAGUUUUGAUGAGGUUGUGAGGUUGUGUGAUACCUCUGCACCAGUGGCCUUUCUGGAGGCCGGAAAGCAGUUCCUCCAGAUGAGAAAGGGACCUUCACGGAUCGCUGCGUCCUUCAAUGACGGUGACGGAGAUUUCAAAACAGAGUACCUAGUUGUAGGAAAACGCAACCCCAGCAUGGCGGCCUGUCAGAUGUUGUGCCAGUGGCUUGAGGACUGUUUAGCCUCUAGCACAUCCAACAGGCCCUGUGGCAUCAUGCAGACUCCAUGUUUGUGUUGGGAGCCUCCUCCACAGCUCAGUGAAACCGGUACCUGUUACCACAAUGGAGUUUACCUGGAGAACUGUUUACCCAGGCUGCCAGGCAAAGACUUGGAGACAAACGGUGGAUGGAGUAUGUGGGGUCAGUGGGCGCAGUGCAGCAGUGAGUGCGGAGGUGGGAUUCAAACACGGACCAGGACCUGUCAGUCACCUCCAGAGGAAUCGUACCUGUGUGAGGGUGUGGUGGAAGAGGGUCGUCCAUGCAACUCACAGCCCUGCACUGGCACUGGCAAAGGUCGCCAUCUUUCGCGCAGCCAAUCACUUCGCUCGGUGGACAGCCGCAAGCGCGACGAUGUAGACAAGACCCGCAGCGGACAGCAGAGUCCUCAGACAGUAGACUCAGCUUCAGGUGAGGAGUGGUCAGCGUGGAGUGUGUGUUCUGCCACGUGUGGGGAGGGCUGGCAGAGUCGCACUCGUUUCUGUGUGUCCUCCUCGUACAGCACCCAAUGUAGUGGGCCAUUGCGAGAGCAGAGACCUUGCAACAACUCUGCUGUGUGUCCAGUGCAUGGCUCUUGGGAUGAGUGGUCGCCAUGGAGUUUGUGUUCGUCAACCUGUGGCCGAGGUUACAGGUCAAGAACACGAAUCUGCACUCCCCCUCAGUUCGGGGGCGAUCCCUGUGACGGCCCAGAAAAACAGACCAAAUUCUGCAACAUAGCAGUGUGUCCAGUUGAUGGAGUCUGGAAUGAAUGGUCCAGCUGGAGCUCCUGUUCUGCCUCCUGCUCUAACGGGACCAUGCAGAGAACGAGGGAGUGCAAUGGCCCCUCAUACGGAGGCUCCGAAUGCAGAGGAGAGUGGCUAGAAACUGUUGACUGCUUCCUUGGAGAGUGCCCAGUGGAUGGCAAGUGGCAACCGUGGUCCUUAUGGUCCGGCUGUUCUAAAACCUGCGGAGGUGGCAGUCAGCAGAGAAACCGCAUUUGCUAUGGGCCUUUUUUUGGAGGGCAACCUUGUCCUGCUGAACGCGAGGAAAUCCGACGGUGCAAUGAGAAGAGAUGUCCAGAACCGCAUGAGAUCUGUGCUGAGGACAACUUUUCGAAUGUUGUGUGGAAGAUGACUCCAGCUGGAGAUACGGCAGCAGUGCGCUGUCCUCCAAAUGCGAUGGGCCUGAUCCUACGGCGCUGCACCCUGGAUGAGGAGGGUAUCGCUUUCUGGGAGAACCCCACCUACAUGAAAUGCAUCUCCAAUGACUAUCGCAGCAUACAAACCUUGACUCGGGAGCAUUUGUCCAAAGCACAGCGUGGCCUUGUGGGAGAUGGUGUGUCAGAGGUGAUGACCAAGCUGAGAGUCACAUCCAGCGAUGGGACCAGCUACAGCGGGGACCUGCUUGCCAUUGUUGACGUGCUGAAGAACAUGACGGAAAUUUUCAGGAGGGCGUACUACAGCCCCAGCAGCGCAGACAUGAGGAACUUUGUGCAGUCUGUCAGCAAUUUGUUGAUGGAGGAGAACAGGGAGAGAUGGGAGGAAGCGCAACUGCUAGGACCAAAUAUCAAAGAGCUGUUUCGUCUGGUCGAGGACUUUGUGGACGUCAUUGGGCUGAGGAUGAAAGACUUUCAAGACAUGUAUGAAGUCACCGAUAACCUAGUGUUGAGCAUCCACAAGCGUCCAGUGGUGGGUCACGCAGAUAUCAGCUUCCCUAUGAAGGGCUGGAGGGGGAUGGUAGACUGGGCUCGCAACUCUGAAGACAGAGUCACUAUCCCCAAAAACAUCCUGUCCACUGGCUCACCAGAUUCUGAGGAUUCCUCCACAUUUGUAACUGGCGUUGUUUUAUACAGAAACCUGGGCAGCAUCUUGACUCUGCAGAGGAACAGCACUGUUCUUAACUCCAAGGUUUUGUCAGUGACUAUAAAGCCAACCCCUGUUUCCCUGUCUGCUCCGGUAGUAGUUGAGUUCUCCCACUUGUACAACGGCACCACCAACCAGACCUGCAUAUCGUGGGACGAGAGUGACAGCUCCUCUCUGCUGGGAUCCUGGUCUGCCAGGGGCUGCAAAGCCGUGCUAGUCGACUCAUUCAGAACCAAAUGCGUGUGUGACAGACUGUCCACCUUCGCCAUUUUAGCGCGGCUAAACCCCGACAUGAACAUGGAUAAGACGCAGCUCCCGUCUGUGACGCUAAUUGUUGGCUGUGGAGUGUCUUCGCUGACAUUGUUGCUGCUCAUCAUCAUCUAUGUGUCAGUCUGGAGGUAUAUUCGCUCCGAGCGCUCAGUCAUCCUCAUUAACUUCUGCCUGUCUAUCAUCUCCUCCAAUGCCCUUAUUCUCAUCGGGCAGACGCAGACUCGUAAUAAGGUCUUGUGCACGCUGAUCGCUGCGUUCCUUCACUUUUUCUUCCUGUCCUCGUUCUGCUGGGUUCUGACGGAGGCGUGGCAGUCGUACAUGGCGGUGACGGGCCGCCUCAGGAAUCGCAUCAUACGCAAACGUUUCCUGUGUCUCGGCUGGGGUCUCCCCGCACUGGUCGUGGCUAUCUCAGUGGGAUUCACCAAGGCAAAGGGAUAUGGAACGCCAAGCUACUGCUGGCUGUCUCUGGAAGGAGGGCUUCUUUAUGCAUUUGUUGGACCAGCUGCAGCCGUCGUCUUGGUUAACAUGGUUAUUGGGAUUCUCGUUUUUAACAAACUGGUGUCCAAAGACGGGAUUACUGAUAUGAAACUAAAGGAGAGGGCGGGGGCUUUUCAAACAGGAACCCUUCAGUGUCAGAAGCCCCCUCCCAUGUCAGCAGUGAUUGGUCAGAUGACAGUGCCACUGUACAAUAUGACGCUCAAAUGUGCCAAGUGCGGAGUUAUCUCUUCGGCUGACGUUUCCACCACAGCUACCAGUAACGCCAUGGCAUCGCUGUGGAGCUCCUGCGUAGUCCUGCCCCUUCUGGCCCUCACGUGGAUGUCAGCUGUCCUCGCCAUCACUGAUCGGCGCUCGGCACUCUUCCAGAUCCUCUUCGCUGUCUUUGAUUCGCUGGAAGGCUUUGUCAUCGUCAUGGUGCACUGCAUCCUUCGCAGAGAGGUUCAGGAGGCUGUAAAGUGUCGUGUGGUGGACCGGCAGGAGGAUGCUAAUGGGGAUUCAGGAGGAUCUUUCCAAAACGGCCAUGCUCAGCUCAUGACUGACUUUGAGAAAGACGUUGAUAUGGCUUGCAGAUCAGGCACAAUGAAGCGCUCGUCUCUCCAGGGGGAGGAUAAGGCUUCCUCUGGGACCAUCACAGUUCAGAAGGGCUCCAACUUUAACACCAUGCCAGCCAGCAUGGCUAAGGUUCACCUCCAGAAUGUGGGUGACUACAACAGCCACACUUUGACUCUGCGCAGGGAGAAAGGUGCUGCGAAGGGAAUCAGCACAGAGCUGCCGGGUGCUAAAUCCAUCUAUAUCUGCGAGGGCGAGCUAUUCAAACAGCUGGACGGAGAGCUGCCUCGAGGGAACGGGGAAGGUAGCAGCUCUGAGGGUGCUGGCAAAGGCCCGGGGUAUGUUAUUUUACCAGCCAACAGCACAGGCACGCUGAAGCCGGCCAAAGGUAAAGACGAGCAGGCAGCCAAGUAUAACAUCAACAUCGAGCAGCUGCCUCAGUCCCGGCUCAUACACUUGGCUAACCCUGCUAGUGGAGAGCCCGUGCCUGGCUUCGGACUGAAGACCCUACCUGCUGCCCAGGUCAGUGUGUCGUGCUCUGACAGAGACUCGCCGGCACACAACCUGUCCAGAGACUCCCAGGUGGCCAACAGCAUGUGUGAUGCGGGAGAUUCCGGGAACUCUGGAGCGAUGUCCAAGAGCGAAACUGUGUCUACACUGUCCAUGAGUUCACUGGAGAGACGAAAGUCGCGCUAUGCAGAGCUUGACUUUGAGAAGAUUAUGCACACCCGGAAACGCCACCAGGACAUGUUUCAGGACCUGAACAGGAAGAUUCACAGUGCAGACAAGGAUAGAGAAUCUCCACCUGUUGACGCCAAAGCUGCCAAAAGAUGGAGUGUGUCCUCUGCCAGCAGCGACAAGACCAACAUGAGUGACAAACUGCAGACCCCGAGUAAGAGGGCAUGGGAGGGCAUAAGGAAGACACACUCCCCCCCAUCCUGGGUGAGGAAGGACCUGGAGACAGUGGCAGCCUCUCCUCUUGAGCUACAGACAGUGGACUGGGAGAAGACCAGUGCCACCAUUCCUCUGGUAGGCCAGGAGAUCAUGGACCUGCAGACAGAGGUGUGACCCGGAAUCUGGCCUUGCACCCCAAAUCAUUAUUUUUUUUCAUUGUUUUCUGCCUUUUUCACUCGCUCCUGUUCUCCAAGAGAAACAUUCAGACACCUCAAACACACUGCCCUGCUCUGUAUUUGUACUCGAAUGCUGGGUGAAGUCUGCUGAAAGACUGUGGGGGGAAUAGGUCUAGGACUAUACUACAAAACCAGAAAAUCAAUAUAACCAUUUAAAGAGAGAACGGGAACAUGUUGUCUUUCUAUGUUGUUUAAUUUGAUGUUUGGACUGUGUUCAUGUCGGCACAAUGCCGGUCAUCUUGUAUAUGCUCUCAUAUGGGAAACAGGUUGCUGCUGUAGCUGGAUCAGCUGCCGUAUGUGCACCCUGUAAUAAAACAGCAUAGCAAAGGUAAUCAUGCAACGUUCACGCCUGUAUUAAGUGGUUACAAUGUAAUGAUCAUUAUGAUGUCUUUAUUUUGGUUUAGUUUAACUCUCUCGCUUCCCAGCAAAUGCUGAUGUUGUACACACCUCAAGAUGCCUCUGGAUUCAUUUUCUUCUUUAACCUCUGAAAAGGCAAAACAACUUUGAGGAGGCAGAACUGCGAAAUACUUCCCCUCAAGUCCCUUGAUGCUGUUGUCUCAACCCACACCUCACCCCAAUCACAGAAUACAAUUAAUUGUCCCCUAUCUCAAUGGAACAAGGUCACAGGGGGCAGGAAAAAAAACAAAGAUGCCAAAAUGGCAGGUUGCCUUCUCAUUGACGGACAAUUGAAAGAAAGGAGUAUGGUGCCAGUGGGCUUUACACUCAAAUGGGCCCUAAACCUUGAUGCCGCUAACAGAGGGACAACAUGGAUGUCAGGCAUCUUUUAAAGGAGCCACAUUCAACAAUCACACACCGUGUGAGUCAGUUUCUCAAUGUACAAGCAGGCUUGGUACAGUAUAGUGAAUGCAAAAUCUAAUGGAAAGAAGUAAUUGUGUGUAUUUGUAUAUGCGUGGAGUGUUGGGUGAAAAGUAAAUGAUUACAUCUAUAAAUAUAUAUGAAAUGAUGGUUUAAGGGUUAUGAUAUAUUGAAGGGUAGUGACAUGAGGCCAACGUAGUUUGGGGGGAAUGGUGGUUGCACACAGAGAAAGCACAAGGCUCAUUUGGAGUCCUGAUGUACAGCAUUGUAAUUAUUUCAACAGAGUUCUAAAGAAUGGAUUUUAGCCUCUAAAUAUCUUUCUUACUGUGCUUGGGGAUAGUUGUUAUCAUUAUUAUAAAUAUGAACAUGAUUAUUCUGAUACUGCUCCUCCACAUUCCCGCUCUCCUGUCCUUUCAGGGUACUGGACUAUAUGAGUGUUCUGUAUCACAGUGUAACAGUGUGUGUUUUGAUAUCACCACCAGUCACGCCCUUAGAUCUGUAUUUGUCCAAAACCUGAUCGCCAAGUCCUUGCCUCCAACCUCUGAACCCCUAAUAUGCACCCCGCCCUGCCACACGCCCUCCUCCCACCGACCCUCACUCCCCUUUUUAUUUCACUGGGGUCGCCUCUUUGUUAAUGUACAGUUUUCAGAGCACAAAAUGAAUGUGUCUUAUUUCUAAUAAAAGCAUAUCUAUAAAAUAAA